AUGAGCGAUGAUUUCCUGCGCCUCCUUUUGUUGCGCUAUUGCUUCUGUACUUUGGUUCUGCAUUCUCAUCGCGGAUUUCGUGGUCCCGCCUUCUACCCGGCAGCGCUUCCACCACUUCCAGAAUCGGAGCUAAUGGAGUGUCGACGGCUUCACAAGCUCCUACAGGAGUUAGAACUACUUCUUGACUGUAAAGCAUACUUCCCCGCAGCAGGUUUGUUUCUCAUUUUGAAAUAG
Molecule: messenger RNA, 234 nt
Organism: Protopolystoma xenopodis
Lineage: Eukaryota; Metazoa; Platyhelminthes; Monogenea; Polystomatidea; Polystomatidae
Source: the annotation of a GenBank genome assembly